Molecule: messenger RNA, 264 nt
Organism: Macrosiphum euphorbiae (potato aphid)
Lineage: Eukaryota; Metazoa; Arthropoda; Insecta; Hemiptera; Aphididae
Source: the annotation of a GenBank genome assembly
AUGGUUAAAGCUUUAACUUCACACCAUGGCUCAGAUGAAAUAAUGAAAAAACUAUCAAUUAAACCUCAUGAAGUGUCAUCUUUAGUUACAAAGGAUUUGAGUCAUUUCGUAACGAAAAAUUCAAAAAUAUUUUUCGAAUGUUUCGGUAUUGAUAUACAUUUUUUACAUGACGAACGGGAAGAAUGGAUUAACAACAAUGCGUAUAAUGAAGUAGCAAAUAUUGUAGCCCGUAUUAAUGUUGUUAUUGAUGCGGCAGAAAGAUGA